This is a messenger RNA of Asterias rubens (European starfish), 6774 nucleotides long. RefSeq names its product sorting nexin-27-like. Gene Ontology annotation, molecular function: protein binding; phosphatidylinositol-3-phosphate binding. Gene Ontology annotation, cellular component: early endosome. The coding region runs from base 1 to 1749 and encodes 582 amino acids. The record is from RefSeq and is a predicted model, not a curated record. The transcript is spliced from 13 exons. NCBI's taxonomy places the organism in Eukaryota, Metazoa, Echinodermata, Asteroidea, Forcipulatida, Asteriidae. Gene Ontology annotation, biological process: intracellular protein transport; signal transduction.
AUGGCGGACGACGAGGAUGGAUCGAGCGCUUCGGAGCGCUCACCCAUGGCGCUGCAAGCCAACAAACCCCGGGUUGUCACCAUCUCGAAGAGUGACACCGGCUUUGGGUUUAACGUGAGGGGUCAGGUCAGCGAAGGGGGACAACUGAAGAGUAUCAACGGCGAGCUGUACGCCCCCCUGCAACAUGUCAGCGCCGUGUUGGAGGGAGGGGCGGCCGAAAAAGCCGGUGUGUCGAAGGGAGACCGAAUUCUGGAAGUAAAUGGUAUUAACGUUGAGGGCGCUACACACAAGUAUGUGGUGGACCUGAUCAAGCAAGGCGGGGCCGAGCUGACGCUCACCGUCAUCUCGGUGCCAAACUUUAAGGAGGAUCAAGGGGAGCCCAGCGAUGACUCGUCGGGCUACUCGUACUGUGAUUUCAGCGACAGGAAACCGGUACCCAUCACAGUGCCCGAUUACCAGCACGUCUAUACGGGAGACAAACAUGUGGUCUACAACAUCUACCUAGCUGGCAAACUCAAGAAGGCCCAAAGGUACAGCCAGUUUGCCGAUCUUCACAAUCGGCUAAAGCGAGAGUUCCCCGAUUUCCAAUUCCCCAAGUUCCCUAGCAAGUGGCCGUUCUCGUUAUCGGAGCAGCAGCUGGAAGCGAGGAGGAGAGGGCUUGAACAGUAUCUGGAAAAAGUUUGUUGUGUACGGGUUAUUGGUGAAUGUGAUUCAGUACGAGAGUUCCUCAACUUGGAAGAUGCAGAGACACAUGAGACUUUUGACGAGGUGACAAACACACCCCAAGAAACCAGUAGUAAGAGAGAGGAUCAGAGCACAGCCCAGGUGGAGUUAAGAGUACUUGUACCUGACAGAUCUCAGAUCACCGUUACCGUCCGAAGAAAUAACACUACGCCUGAUGUAUAUCAUGCCGUAGUGCAUAAAAUUGGACUCAGUAGAGAGGUGGCCGACUAUUUUGCCCUGUUUGAAAUCCAGGAAGAUUUCACGAGGAAGCUUGCCGUCACGGAGUUCCCCCACAAUCUCUACAUUCAGAAUUACACUAAAUCCAGCACUAGUCAGAGCUGUAUAGGGCUCGGCAGAUGGAUCUUCUCACCGCAGCAAGAGUUGUUCCUCAAUCACGAUGAGAUUGCCAUGAAUUUUCUAUACUGGCAGGCAAUAGAUGAUGUCAGUAAAGGGUUCAUCCAGCCAGGCGACAGCUUAUAUGAACUGAAAACAUACCAGGAGAAAUCUAGCAAACUACAGUACUUAAAGGUUGCUCGCAGCCUAGACGGUUACGGUGAGGUGCGCUUUCCGCAUUGUCCGUGUGACGCAAGGAAGGCUGGCCGUGUUAUACCAAUCCUUGGAUUCAGACUCUUCAAACUCCAAGCCUGUAAAGACGAUGGUUCAUUAGAGGAGCAAGUGCCCAGCUUCCAGUGGAAUGAGAUCAGAGAAUACGAAGUGGAUGAUGAAGGCAUGGCGUUCUGCUUUGAAUACGCCAAGGAGGGAAAGAAACCAAGAUGGGUCAAGAUUUAUACAAAAUAUUUUAACUACAUGAAUGAAUGCGUUGAGCGCAUUUUGAAGGAGAAGAAGUGGACCAAAGACAACACCAAUCAUCAGCAGGAGGAGGAGGAGGGGGAGGAAGAUGAGGAGGAGGAGGAGAGAGCUCAGGCUAUUGCAUCACAAAAUAAUAAGGAAUCAUCAAAAAGUAGAGUUCGAACAAACCAAACAGCCGGUAAGAUAUUCGACACUCUCAACGAAGAUGACCUCUGAGGGAAUGACCUCUGCGGAAGCCUUGACCUUUGACCUAAUGACUUUGCCUUGAUAUGUGGACUGAAUGUGUUAAUGAAUAUGAAUGAGUGCAUAUUUGCAUAUUGAAAACGCAUUAACAUAAUCAUAGUAUAUAUAUAUAGAUAUAUAAAUACAUACAUAUUCAUGCUGUGCAGAGCAUUUUAAUGAUAUGCAGCCAAUUCCAGUAUGAAUAGUAAUGUAAUAAAUUUACAUGCUUCAUCAAUAUUCAUAUUCUGGUGAAUAUGUAAAAAACCCUGGUUUACUAUUAUUUUUUUCAAAUUAACUAACAUAACAAGUACGUUAGUUUAGAAAGGAGCUGAUUUAUCGACAAAAUUCCGCAGAUUGGAAUUCCAAGUUUGAACGAUACAAGCAUAUGAAUGUGCUGAGUUUCAAUUCUGAUAUUCAACGAGUUCAAAAAACCCACCCCCACCCCAAAAGUGCUGCACUCUCAGACAGAGAGAACUGUUUGAAAUGCGUUUAAAACGAUUUCAGUAUUUCAGUAGAGCUUUGGUAUUGCAAAGUAACUUCCAAAAUGCACCGUAGUUAAUAGUCAUGUAGUUAUAUGCGACACACCAUGUUAAAACCAGGCGUUUCCCAGUGAGAGACAGUGUCUAUUUGCUAAAUCAAAUUGGUGAAAAGAGCAGCUUUCAAAUAAUGCCUUAAUUAUGGCAGAGAGGGUAAUGGACCCUUCCCAUGAAAUAUGCUAAUUACAUUCACGCAUGCGUACUGACCCUAUUGGUUGGCAAACUCCAUAGAGCUGUGCUCUAAGCAGACGCGCUAAUGCGUCUGUGUCACGCAGUCGUUAGCCCUGUACAAAACAGCGCGAUGUUCCCUCAUUUUUGCCAACCAAAAUGUAAGUGCGCACGCACUAUGUGCAAUUUACAUAAUUCAUGGGAAGGGUCUAUUAUUCUCAACAUAUAGAAUCAGAGCUACCGACUCUCCCUGAUUCUGCAGAAGAAAAAAAUUUGAACUUAGAAAUAGAACUACAAUGUAGCUGUCACACACUGCUUACCAACCAAAAGGACAUAUUAUGGUAUCAAUGCUAAUUCAAUAAUGGCCUGAUGUUUUUAACCCUUGCAGAUUGGUCUCAAACUGUUCUUUGAAUAAGCAUUUGAGAGAGAAUUGAUAGGGUUGAAACUUGAGGCUGAUAUAUUAUUUUGAGAUGAUAGUUCAGCAGAUCUUUAGAAAUUGGGUUUUACUUUGGGCAGUUAUUAUAAGACAUGUGACUUGGGGAAAUGAUGCUGUACAAGUGUAAAAAAAAAAUUUAAAUGAAAUUAUAAGAUAUGAAAAAAUUGUAAUUAAACUUCAUAUUAUGUAAGAUAUAAUUACAGACAUGUGUUUAGGUGUAGAUGCACUAACAUAUUCAGUACUUGGAAUCAACUUAAGAAAAUUGAAAAUGGAUUCAAAAGAAGUUCCUAUUUAUAACGGUGAGAGUUUCUCCUGUAUUUGAAAAUGGUAGAAAAAAACAAACAAAUAUGGGUUUUUAACUUGAAUUAAAGGAUUUGCACAUUGUGAAAUCAUUAAUUAGCAUCAAUCUUAAUGACCCACCAUUGGAGAACGUGAGUGAGCCAUCAUACAGCUUGUGUUUGACUGGUGACCAAAUUCUUAGUAAUCUUAAACACAGUUGAAGGUAACCACUACGUGACACCAGCAGCCCUUUUCACGAAACACUAGGAUCAAUCCUAUCUCGAGUUAGGGCGAGUUACUCAUCCUAACUUAGGGUUACAGUGCAAGGCUGGGACUCAUCUUAAGUCUGAAGGUUAAUCCUAAGUUAGUAAGCGUUUGCUGAAAUCAACGGCAGGCAACUGUCCCAAACUGCGCGCUUAGCAACUAAAACCAAGUAUUGAACAAGCCUUGCAUAAACACAACAUUUUGGCAUUGUUACCAGCCAAAAUUACAAAAGGUUUACAUUGUUGCAACUGGUGCCCCACUAAUUUUUUGAUACGCAAAGAAAUUUGCUAAACAAUUUUUUCUGCUUAACAGGUUUAUGAAAUCGGGCCUAGAGCUUGAGGCCAGUGGUCGUAACUGCUCGACCUCCACACGCCGCAUGAUAGUAUCAUGGUCAUUUUAGAAAACGAGACAAUAGUGUUUGACAGCCUUUAUAUAUAAGUGACGAUAACUGUUUGAAUCAGGUCGCACACUGAUAAGACUUCAUCCCUUCCCAUCAUAUUGAUUGGAAUAACUUGAUGUUAUUUUUGGUUUAUUUGUUACUUAGAAGUGUGUAUAUAAUUUGGAAUACAUAGAUCUGGUAUUUUGAAAAUUUCAUAACUGCUUUAUACAACAGGUGAAAGGAAGAUUUUUUUCUUCUUCAGCGGUUUGAAAUAAUUACUGUACUGCAUAAUGACUGAAAUUUGAAUUCAUUUGCAUUAAGCUAAAAGCCUAUCCCUGUGAUCUACGUGUAGUACAUGUAGUGUAUGGUCUAGGCUGGCAUGAUUGCACCAAUGAUCAUCUACAAAAGAAUGCAAACCUUGUCAGGGUCCAUAAGCGGGCCCUGGACCCUCCAUGCCGUAAAGGCUUCGCGCUCUGCGGUUGCAUGCUCGUAUCUUCGACAGAUUUUCCCCCCACCCCCUAAAACUUAGGUCUUGAUCUACCCCUGCAUUCAGGGUGUUCAUUGAUGUACGUCAUUGGGGUGAGAGUUUACCUUCCAAUUAAUAAACAAUAAUGUACCCAACCCUCAAGCAAUUUUUUUUAUUAUAAAUGAUUUAUUUUUUAUUUUUUAGGAAGACACUGAUAAAGUUGGAGAGGAAUUCUGUUUGUUAAAAAUCAUAUAUUUUACAACUUAUAGUGUUUGAUAUGUCCAGCUAAAAUUGGUUUUUAGGUGUUGGAUUAUUGGGCUACACAUCGUAGAAUUGAUGAUUUUCUUUCUUGCAGUUAGGAUAGUCGGGGUGCUUGGUGAUCCUGUUUUGGUGAAAAUGUCAGAAACAAAAUUAUAUUGUUUCUUUGUGCUUAUUUCAAUUGUGGCAAUAAAAUAAGCAAUUCUGAUUUGGGGCAGGGUUUUUAAAAUGCUAUUUUGUUGUCCUUAAGAGUAUUUCUGAUACCAAACAUAUUUUAUUCUUUUUUUCCCAGUGAUAAUCGCUUGGCCAAUGAAAUGCGGAUCCUUAAUGUUGCAUAUUCAGAAGCAUGUAAUUAUAUGCAUAUUUGUUAAUACUUCUGGAGAUUCAAAUACAGAUUCACUAAUGUUAAAUAUUCAUGAGCAUAUAAUUAUAUGCAGAUUAGUACAGCUUUUGCCUUAGCAUUAGAUGGAUUGGAUACUUUUAUAUCUAACUAUUAAAUUCACAGAAACUCGGACAGGCAGUUUCACUUUGUAGAUGUACAUGUAGGUUCUUUUUUCUUUUAAAUUGAAAAUUGUUUUUACAAAUUCAUGGGGUUUGUACAUAUAUAUGAUAUCAUGAUUAACUUUUAUUAGACAUGUUUUCACUGUACAUCAAUAAAUUGGCCAGAGAUUCUUGAGUAUGCUGCAAAUAUGUUGACAAAAUAUUUGUACAAAAAAAAUGAGGUAAUCAUGAAAUAUUAUAUUGCAGUUAUGGUUUUGUUGCAAAUUCUUUGUUAUAGAGAUUUUCAAUGCAUUGUUAAGUUCUUUCAAAGGUAAGCAGUGGCCACACAUAUUUUUCAUUGAUUUUAAAUGUGAAUUAUUUUUGACCAACCCUCCCAAAUUGUGUCCCCAUAUAAAAAAAAAAAAUGUUUCAUUUUCAAUAUCUUUUUUUUGGCCCACUCACAUUUUCGUAUGAAAAUGUGAGUAUAUUUUUGUUUAAACAUUGAUUGGGCGUUUCUGACUUGGUGACCAUCAUACCCAUCAACCACAAAAGUUACUCAUUUAAAUUACUGAGGUCAUUGACCGAGAAGAAUCGGUUGUAUGGUUCAAAGGUCAAGUUGUGUUUGACUUGUUUUUCUCUUUAAUGUAAAGCCCACUGGUGAUCAAUGUAAUUCUCACUAGGUUACCAAGAUCACAUUGCCAAUCGUUUAUCUCUUCAAUUGUAAAAGAAGAUGAAAAACAAACAAAUCUGAAGUUUUUGUACACAAAGAAACGAAAACAAUGAUGCUAUUGGUCCCUUCCUUUAAUUGAUUCAUAAAGCAAAUUGAAGCUAAGCCCAAAUUUUAUAAAGAGCUGCUUUAAAGCAGCAAAUGUUGCAUAAUAGUUUUCUGCUUAGCAAAAAUAAGCAGGAUACCAGUCACACAUGUGGAAUGGUAUUUUGGCUGGUUAUCAUAUUUUGAUAGGCAUAAUUAUGUUUAGGCAGCUCUAUGAAAUUGGGCCCUGGUCUUGCUGUUUAAUUUUUAUCCUUGGUGUUCAAGGUUUAUCAUGGAUGUAAAUAACACCUUUAAAACAUUCUUAGGUUUGGUGUGGUUGCUGAUGCUUCUUAGUAGUAAAUCAAGACAGUUGGUAAGGAACCUAACUAUAGUGAGAAAGAACUUCUAAAAAAGAAAAUUGCACUGUAUGUGUUUGUAACGGGGUUUAUCUUACAAAUUCAAUUUCCAUAUUCAUAAAAUUUAAAUAAUUGGCUUGAUUGGAUAUUCAGUGAGCGUAUAGGACCAAUCACCUGAUAGGCCCUUCCCAUGAAAUAUGCUAAUUUUAUGCUAAUUAUACAGGUGCAUAACCAUAACCGUUGUCAUGCCUUUUUCUUGAUGAUCAUGUUGGUGGUGUGACAUUCCAGCUUUUCCAUUCGAUGUUGUUUCUGUGCAUACUAAUUACAUUCUAUUAGCAUAUUUUGUGGGAGGGGCUAAGUACUUCAUAGAUACAUUUCCAUAAUGUUAUAUCCAGUAGUGGUGUAGAAAUUAAUAAAUAUUAAAAUGUAGAUGAAGAAUAUUUGAGCCCAGGUGGCUUAAUUUAAGUUUGCCUUUGAAAACUAAUGACGUCCAAAGGUUUGAAAGUACACUUUGAAUGUACAGCGUUUAGCUUUCUGCCAAGUCUGUAGGUUAAAGGUGUAAUUUGUUGUAAAAGAGUUGCAGCCUCUUAUGUAUAAACAAUUACUCAAAUCUGUAAUAAAAGAUGACUAUUAACUUUUACAAUGA